CCGGUCCCUUCGUCCAAAGGGCAGCCCAACCUAGGUGCCGGCAGUGGGGGAUCAUGGAGAACUAUCAGAAGUCCAAGACUGUGGAGAAGCCGUCGCCUCUUCCCUUCACCAACUUGCCUUCCGAUAUAAUUGAAAUGAAAGUGAAGGACGGCAGCAAAAUCCGGAACCUGAUGGGCUACGCCAUUGGCAAGAUGGAGUCGGAGGCCGUGCGGCAGGUCCUCUUCAGUGGCGCCGGCAAGGCCAUCAGCAAGACCAUCACCUGCGUGGAGAUCAUGAAGAGAAGGCUUCAAAGCCUCCACCAGAUCACAAAAGUGUUCUUUAGGCAAACAGAGGAGAUCUGGGAGCCCAUCGUGCCAGAGGCCGGCCUUGAUUCUUUGACUGUGAAGCGGAAUAUUCCUGCCAUUUGUGUCUUGCUGAGCAAGGAUCCGCUGGACACUCAAGAGCCAGGCUACCAGGCUCCCGGGUCUUUUGAUGCCUUCUGGUUAGAAACGCUGAAAUCAUCGGAGUCCCAGGGCCAGGCCAAGAGGAAGCAGGGGGGAGGCAGGGGGGCCGCUCACGCUCGGAAGCUUCCCCGCUCUGGUAGACGGGAGGACUCUUACAAAAAGCCCUGAGCGAGCCCAGCUUCAGAACGGCAGACAAGGAAAGCCAGCCGGUUAUCAGAAUAAAGUGGGAGGCGUUAGAAACACUGGCAGAGAGAAGCUGCAUCUGGAGGAGAGGAAAGGAGAGUCUGUCUGAAUUCAGAAGUCACCUGGCGUUGGACAGACUGAGCACGGGGGUCUUGUGUUGUGGCUUUUCCCCUCGUUUGAACAGGAAAUGCCUCACUGGGUUGUGCCCGGCAUAUUCAGGAUUUGGGUGCUUGAAAUGGCAAUGUGCAGGAUCUUUCUUGGUGGGAAGGAUAAUGAAACCAGGGAGGAAGUCUUAGAUGUUUCCUUCGCUGGUGCCCUGCUGCCUCCCAUUACCUGUCUCUUCUGACGCUGCAAGAGUCUCGCCCUUCGCCAUCUAACCCACUUCUGUUCAUCUGAACAAGAUCGGCAGAUUGCCACGACCCCGGGAUAUCAUAUCACAUUGUCAUCAGAUAACAUUGCUGGUUUCCUUGUGGCCUGAGGGCCUCCAUACUUUUAGAUUAUCUUGCUUUUGCAUUAAGGUCCCGAGCAUUCAAAAGAAGGGAUUCAGCACAAAGGUGAGAGGCGAGUGCCUUGUGUGUGAUUGUGCCAAGGGACUUCCUGAUGUACCUGUACAUGAAAAAGUAGCAUCUCAUCAGGUGUUUGUAACUUCAGAGCUAUGGGUUGGACGCAGUGUAAUUUUGUUCAGCAAGUUUUAUUUUUGUCUCCAAAGCAGUCUUGCCAGUAAAAGAUACUAGGCCAUGAAAAUGUUCAUUGCUCGCCUACA
Lacerta agilis (Sand lizard) is the source of this 1389-nucleotide messenger RNA. RefSeq names its product ribonuclease P/MRP subunit p25 like (gene RPP25L). The transcript is spliced from 2 exons. Gene Ontology annotation, biological process: tRNA 5'-leader removal. NCBI's taxonomy places the organism in Eukaryota, Metazoa, Chordata, Lepidosauria, Squamata, Lacertidae. Gene Ontology annotation, cellular component: ribonuclease MRP complex. Gene Ontology annotation, molecular function: RNA binding. The coding region runs from base 54 to 611 and encodes 185 amino acids. The record is from RefSeq and is a predicted model, not a curated record.